AUGCUCAAAGUCGCUGGCUGCGCCCUCUGCCUCUCCCUGUGGGGCAAGGGAGGAAGAGGCAAGGAUGGGGUGGAGAAGCUCAACAACGGCGCAUUGCAGGCGACUCGGUGGUUUACACUGCGCCUCAGUUGUAGUGUGCAACCAGGCCACCACAGUCUCAUACUCUGA
Auxenochlorella protothecoides is the source of this 168-nucleotide messenger RNA. RefSeq lists its product as hypothetical. Lineage: Eukaryota; Viridiplantae; Chlorophyta; Trebouxiophyceae; Chlorellales; Chlorellaceae. The transcript has a single exon. Bases 1 to 168 code for a protein of 55 amino acids. The record is from RefSeq and is a predicted model, not a curated record.